UAUCCAACGUAUAUCAAAUAUAUUAAGUAUUACUUGUAGAUGUUACACUGUUUUAUCUUCCAGUGUUCUGAUUAAAGAAAUAUAAGUUCAUGUUUUCAAAAUUAAAAUUGGGACACCUAGGAUUUGGCUGGAGAUAUCUGAACACACUGGAUCAAAGCAUGUUUUGAAAUUACUGCAAACUUUGGAUUGAAAUCUCAACGGAUCAAGACAAACACUGAUUUCCACUUUACGUAAAAUGGGGAAUCACGCACGUGGAGGCACAAGCUCUGUACCCUCACUGUCGCACUACAACUCCCAGAAUGCACCGCGACUAGGCGGUCGCUUCCGGUAGUGAGUCCCCGCCUCUCGCCGUAGUGGACCCUGAUGGUGCUGUUUGGAUUUUCUGGCUGGUAUUUGGAUUCUCCCUGCUUGUUGCUAAAGACUUCCUUCGCCCGUGGCUCAGCGCAGUGGUGACAGGUUGCGCGUGGGUAACAUGAACCGACUGGGCUCGGUGCAGCGGAAGAUGCCGUGCGUGUUUGUGACGGAGGUGAAAGCUGAGCCUUCAGCCAAGAGGGAGCAUCAGCCAUUUAAAGUUUUGGCAACUGAAACUCUAAGUGAAAAGGCAUUAGAUGCAGAUGUGUACAAUGCGGUUGCAACAGAAAAGGUGGAUGGAACAUGCUGCUAUGUUACUAACUACAAAGGUCAGCCAUACCUUUGGGCUCGACUAGAUAGAAAGCCUAACAAGCAAGCUGACAAGAGAUUUAAAAAAUUUCUACAUUCAAAAGAACCUGCAAAAGAGUUUCACUGGAACACUGAGGAAGACUUCAAGCCUGUCCCAGAGUGCUGGAUACCAGCAAAGGAAAUAGAAAAACAGAAUGGGAAGCCAGUACCUGAUGAAAACGGACACAUUCCUGGUUGGGUACCAGUAGAAAAGAACAGCAAGCAAUACUGCUGGCACUCAUCUGUAGUGAAUUAUGAGUUUGGAAUUGCCCUGGUACUAAGGCACCAUCCUGAUGAUCCUGGAGUUUUGGAAAUUAGUGCUGUUCCCCUGUCAGAGCUUUUAGAGCAAACUCUCGAGCUGAUCGGAACGAAUAUCAAUGGAAACCCAUAUGGGCUAGGAAGCAAGAAAUACCCAUUACAUUUUCUUACACCACAUGGAGCAUUCCAGGUCAGAAAUCUGCCUACACUGAAACACAAUGACCUGCUGUCCUGGUUUGAAGAUUGCAGAGAGGGUCAAAUUGAAGGGAUUGUGUGGCACUGCGGUGAUGGCUGUUUAAUUAAGGUCCACCGCCACCAUCUUGGUUUAUGCUGGCCACUUGCAGAUACUUACAUGAAUUCCAAACCAGUUAUUAUUAACAUGAACCUGAACACAUAUGACUGUGCUUUUGAUAACCAGUCUUUGUUUAAUCAUUUUUUGAAAAUAGAUAAACAGAAAUUUGAUAGGCUCAAAGACAUAAUACUUGAUGUAUAAAGUGGAAAUAAUA
Molecule: messenger RNA, 1463 nt
Organism: Mastomys coucha (southern multimammate mouse)
Lineage: Eukaryota; Metazoa; Chordata; Mammalia; Rodentia; Muridae
Gene: Rlig1
Product: chromosome unknown C12orf29 homolog
Exons: 9
Coding region: 473-1450 (325 amino acids)
Biological process (GO): response to reactive oxygen species
Molecular function (GO): RNA ligase (ATP) activity
Source: RefSeq, a predicted model, not a curated record